This is a messenger RNA of Lizanozyma spartinae, 411 nucleotides long. RefSeq names its product Hht1p (gene HHT1). The transcript has a single exon. Lineage: Eukaryota; Fungi; Ascomycota; Pichiomycetes; Serinales; Debaryomycetaceae. Gene Ontology annotation, cellular component: nucleosome. Bases 1 to 411 code for a protein of 136 amino acids. Gene Ontology annotation, molecular function: structural constituent of chromatin; DNA binding; protein heterodimerization activity. Gene Ontology annotation, biological process: rRNA transcription. The record is from RefSeq and is a predicted model, not a curated record.
AUGGCUAGAACCAAGCAAACAGCCAGAAAGUCUACUGGUGGUAAGGCUCCCAGAAAGCAGUUGGCCUCUAAGGCCGCCAGAAAAUCAGCCCCCGUCUCGGGUGGUGUUAAGAAACCUCACAGAUAUAAGCCAGGUACUGUUGCCUUGAGAGAAAUCAGAAGGUUCCAAAAGUCUACUGAGUUGUUAAUUAGAAAGUUACCUUUCCAAAGAUUGGUUAGAGAAAUUGCCCAAGAUUUCAAAUCUGACUUAAGAUUCCAAUCUUCUGCUAUUGGUGCUUUACAAGAAGCGGUUGAAGCUUAUUUGGUUUCAUUAUUUGAAGAUACUAACUUGUGUGCCAUUCACGCUAAGAGAGUUACCAUCCAAAAGAAGGAUAUCCAAUUAGCUAGAAGAUUAAGAGGUGAAAGGUCUUAA